Ambispora leptoticha is the source of this 543-nucleotide messenger RNA. Lineage: Eukaryota; Fungi; Glomeromycota; Glomeromycetes; Archaeosporales; Ambisporaceae. The record is from the annotation of a GenBank genome assembly.
AUGAACUGUGGUGCUGCUGGUCGAGUAAUAAUAACUGCUGUUGUGACAGAGAAGGAAGAGGAGCUAUUUGUUGCUGGUGUUGAAUGUCCUGAGAUUGGUGUGGGUGAUGUUGGUGAUAAUAUUCCGGUGCUUGAAAGAAGGUGGCAGGCGAAUGGCUUAAAUUCGCGAAAAAUGGAUGAUAUAAAAGAUCAAAUAACUGUAACAGAACAAGAACCAGGAAGCGACUUAGAACAAAAUGAAUUUAAUAAUAUUAACAGAAAUCACAAUAACAAUAAGUACUGGUCAAGUGAUGAAGAAUCAGACGAAGAAGCACCAUUUGGAUACGAUAAAAUAGAAAUGAUACAAGCUAAUGAUUUAUCGAUAAUUAAUGACAUCAUGAAAAAUGUCAGGAUUCCAGAAUCCGCUGUUCCUGAAUGGGCAAAAAGAAUACCUGAAGAAUCGUGGUUACCGCGUGUAAUCGCAAUAGAUGAUGAAAAAGAAAAUAUCAAAAAUUCAUCCUCACCAUCUUCAUCAACAACAAUAUUGGAAGAUAAAGAAAAAUAA